Seriola aureovittata is the source of this 789-nucleotide messenger RNA. It is a transcript of the gene commd3, whose product is annotated as COMM domain containing 3. The record is from RefSeq and is a predicted model, not a curated record. NCBI's taxonomy places the organism in Eukaryota, Metazoa, Chordata, Actinopteri, Carangiformes, Carangidae. Gene Ontology annotation, biological process: sodium ion transport.
CACGUGGUCUGGUGUCGUGGGUCACCCUUUGCAAAAUGGAGUUGUCUGAGUCUGUGCAGAGAGGGUUACAGUCUCUAGCCGACCUGUCCGUCUUCGACCAGAGCGGCUUCCAGGUGCUGGUAGACGCGUCUUUCCGGAGUCUGCUCUCCUCUCACGCGGACCCCGGAGUCCUCGAUCAGCCCGAGUUUAAGCGGAUCGACCAGAUCCUGCUGAAACAGAGUCACACUGCAGCGACCACCUUCAUACUGGAGGCGGUCAAACAAAACGCAGAUAAGUCAACCAUAAGCUCCUGCCUUGAAGAACUUACAUUCAGUGCAGAGAGAAUAGAAAUAUUCUAUAGUGCAUAUCAGAAACAUAAAAAAGAACUGGGACGUCUAUUAGCAAGCAUAGGAAGGCGAGCACCUCAGAUUAACGACGUUUCAUGGCGUCUGCAGUACCACACGAAGAACGGACAGGUCGAUAAGGUCAACGAGCCUUUCUACUCGAUUUCACUGAACGCGGAGAACGAAGGAUCCUCGGAAGAUAUCAACUUCACUUACGUGGAGCAGCUACAGGAUUUGGUGGGAAAGUUGAAAGACGCUGCCAAGAGUGUGGAGAAAGCCAGUCAGAUGUGAUGCCGGUGUCCAGUUUCCUCGCCCUGAACUUCACCGGUUUCCAGCGGCAUUGUUUCCUCUUCUUCAUUUUCUAACUUGAUUUGUGCCUGAGAUUGACAUGACAUGUAUGAGACAAUUAUCAUUCCAAUUUGUGUUUCAAUUAAAACCGAAAAAUAAAAUCCUCCUUCUACUUUGA